GGCGAAACGACAGCGUGGUUACAGAAAGGCCACGAGCAUGAGCCUCAAGGACGCCGCCGAGCGCGUCAGUGCGAUCGAGCAAGCAUUCCACGACGACGCGAAUGCGUUAAGCGCGUCGGACGCUGCGAUGCGCUUGACGGUGCUUGCGGCAGUGGGGCGCCACGGCGACGCCUUCACCGAAGCGGCCCAAGGUGGCCGCGCCGCCGAAGUCGAGCGGUACCUCGACCAAGGCCUCGACGUCAACAUCAAGCACUCGGAGCUCGGAUGGACCGCGCUGCACAUGGCCGCCGCCAACGGCCACGAAGACAUUGUGCGUCUGUUGCUCCGGCAUGGCGCCGACCACUCCAAGAUGUCGUCGAAGAAGGAAAAGACACCACUCGAGCUCGCGGUUCAGCGCGGCCAUAGCUCGAUCGCCAACCUCCUUCGCAAGGGCUCGUUGGCUGGCAGUAGUACGGCGUCGCACGAAGAGUUUGUCGAGGCAGCCCGGCGUGGCCAAACGGACGUGCUUCGGCGACUGCUUGGGGACGGUGUCCACGUCCAUGUGACCAAUCGCUACGGCGUCUCGGCGCUCAUGUUCGCUGCCGACCAAGGGCACGUCGAGGCGACGCGUCUCCUGCUGCACCACGGCGCCGACCCCAAAAGCCUCACGAAGUUUGGGCAGCCGCUGUUUCUAUCCGUGGUUGAUCAUGGUCAUACCAAGAUCGCCCAGCUCUUCCUCGACUACGGCGCGCCCGUCCAGAUGGCGACGGACGAUCUUGUGACGGGAUUGCACAUUGCGGCCGAGCGCGGGCACGCCGACCUGUGCCAGCUCCUUUUGCGCUACAACGCCGACAAGAGCGCGCGCACGGCGAGCGGCGACACGCCGUACCGCGUCGCGUACCGCAGCGAGAUGCUGACGAGUCAAACCAGUGGCGGCGAGACCUUGCAAGUUUUACUGUCCUAAGUCGCAGUGUCUCGUACCGAACCUCUGGCCUCGACACAGAUAUAAGGGCACCUUGCCGUCGUAAAGGGCCACGACGACACUUGUUCGAUACAAGACGUUUCUUCGAGCGAGUUGGCGGUCCCUGCUUGACAUUAUUGGUGGCAUUACAUCAAGGCCGCACACCAACGACGCGGUGUUCUGCUGGAAUUCCCGUCCGC
Saprolegnia parasitica CBS 223.65 is the source of this 1140-nucleotide messenger RNA. RefSeq lists its product as hypothetical. Lineage: Eukaryota; Oomycota; Saprolegniomycetes; Saprolegniales; Saprolegniaceae. The transcript is spliced from 7 exons. Gene Ontology annotation, molecular function: protein binding. The coding region runs from base 38 to 943 and encodes 301 amino acids. The record is from RefSeq and is a predicted model, not a curated record.